AUGUCUGCCGACGAUAAUGUGCGAAUUAUGGAUAUUCGUUUCUGUGAAAAUGUGGAAAGCCAAUAUGAUUCCAAUAAGUACAAUUGCUAUGCUAACGAAUUGCGAACUGUUUUGUUUGAGAAAUAUAUUGAUGCACUACUUCAACACCAUAUCAAUGAGGAUUUGAUGAUCUUGUUAGAUGCCAGCUUACAAUUGCUGUCAAAGGAAGAAGUAUCAAGAUUUAAAAAAGGAUUUAACUGGUUAAGUGAAUCAACCCACAUUUGGUUUAAUACCGUUGAAAAUCCUGUUGAUGCGGCCAAGUACUAUUCAAACUCAUUGUAA
Ascoidea rubescens DSM 1968 is the source of this 321-nucleotide messenger RNA. RefSeq lists its product as uncharacterized. Bases 1 to 321 code for a protein of 106 amino acids. The transcript is spliced from 2 exons. The record is from RefSeq and is a predicted model, not a curated record. Lineage: Eukaryota; Fungi; Ascomycota; Saccharomycetes; Ascoideales; Ascoideaceae.